AUACUCAAUCUUUCAUUCUUCUGCAUUUGGCAUUCGGCGUCGAAGGUCGUGUUUAGACCUUAGAUUUUAGUUUAUUGUUACUUAUAAGUCUAUAUUUAGUCAUUAUGGCCUCUAACGAUAAUUUUGCACAAGAUGUUACUGAAAACCAAGUGAAUGGAAAUGGAGAAAACGGUGGAGGUGAUGGUCAAGAACAUAACAGCGCCGACGCCCCAGGACGCGAUGACGACAGAAAACUUUUUGUUGGAGGGCUCAGCUGGGAAACGACAGAUAAGGAAUUGCGUGAACACUUCAGUGCGUAUGGAGAAAUUGAAAGUAUCAAUGUCAAGACAGAUCCUAAUACAGGAAGAUCGCGAGGCUUCGCCUUCAUUGUAUUCAAAGCCCCCGAUUCCAUUGACAAAGUGAUGGCUGCUGGAGACCACACAAUUAACAAUAAAAAAGUAGACCCAAAAAAAGCGAAGGCUAGGCAUGGGAAGAUAUUUGUUGGAGGUCUUAGUAGUGAAAUCUCUGAUGAUGAAAUCAAGAACUUCUUCAGCAAUUUUGGAAAUAUUAUCGAAGUCGAGAUGCCUUUCGAUAAAACAAAGAACCAGAGGAAAGGUUUCUGUUUCAUAACAUUUGAAUCCGAGCAGGUGGUCAAUGAACUCCUCAAGACACCAAAACAGACCAUUGCUGGCAAAGAGGUCGAUGUUAAGAGGGCGACGCCUAAACCCGACGGCCCUGGAGGCAUGGGCGGGCGAGGAGGACGCGGGGGCCGCGGAGCUCGCGGGGGACGGGGUGGCCGCGGCGGCUACGGCGGUCAGGGCGCCUGGGGCAACCAGGGGUAUGGCGGCUAUGGCUACGGUCAGGGAGGAUACGGCGGCGGAUACGACGGCUACGGGGGCUAUGGCGGAUACGGAUACGACGGCUACGGGGGCUACGGCGGAUACGAUUACUCCGGAUACCCCAAUUACGACUACGGCGGGUACGGAGGGUACGAGGGAGGCUACGGCGCGCGGGCUGCUCCUCGGGGGAAAGCAGGUUACCAGGGCGGCAAGCAGCGCGGGGGCGGCGGCGGCGGCGGCGGCGGUGGCCGCGCCAACCAGAGGCACCAGCCAUACUAGACACUACCAGUACCUGCCCAUAGUCAUCUCAGUCCAAUAGUAAGGUUAAGCGAUCGGUCAUGAGCGUCCCCCGCGCCGCGCGUCGCCGGUCGGCCGUGUCGUGGGUGUCGUGGGUGUCGGGGAGGCGUCGUUCCAUUCCACAUGAUUAAUUUAAGAAGUCUUUUUAAGAAAUUUUAAGAAUAAAGUAAAUAGUCGGUCAUGUGACGCGACCGCUUCGGAACGGUCGACGCAUGGAAUGAUCAUAAUAUAGUAUGGAUUAUAGAUUAACUGAGUAUUAUUGCUGAUUAGAUUCAAUUUUGACAUUUUAGUAUCGAAUCUUACCUUUUUAAACCGAUUCUAUAGAGUAAUGAUAAUAAUUAUACAGAGCUUAAAGUGUAGUGUCGUAUGUGUGAGGAGCCCUGUCCGCGUGUCUGUGUGUGUCCGUGCGUGUAGGUGUGUGUGUGUGUCGGUGAGAGUACAGCCGCGGUCCACUCAGCGAUGACUGUCUGGAUCUCAUUGCAGAAUGUUGUAGAUUUGUAAUUUUUCUUGGUAAUGUAACAUGGAAAUUGGAAUCAUGUAUUUUAUACAAAGUAGUCGUUUCUUCCAUUUUGUAGGGAUGAAAAUUAGUUUAAGGUAAAUGUUCAUGAACAAACUCUGGAGAUGUAGGAUUGUAUGUCGGAAUAUAACGAUAUGUAAAUAAAAAGUUGACGGUUGUCAUUGAGUUUCCGAUGUCGAGAGCUCUGUACAAUGUUUAGUCUAAUUUUAUCAAUCUUUAAUUAAAAUAAAAACCUCUGAAUCUAUUUUUAAGUACUUAAAUGUUAUACAAUACACACGAAGCUUUAUUUUUCUGAAAAGUUUGCAUUCUGAAAUCUUACCGUCUGGGUAAAAAUAUAAGAAUAAGUCUUGUCAGUAUCGAACUUGUAAUUUGGCAGAAGUUAACAAUAAAAAAUGUAUAAAAGAA
Danaus plexippus (monarch butterfly) is the source of this 2037-nucleotide messenger RNA. RefSeq names its product RNA-binding protein squid (gene sqd). The transcript has 8 exons. The record is from RefSeq and is a predicted model, not a curated record. Lineage: Eukaryota; Metazoa; Arthropoda; Insecta; Lepidoptera; Nymphalidae. Gene Ontology annotation, molecular function: RNA binding. Bases 105 to 1097 code for a protein of 330 amino acids. Gene Ontology annotation, cellular component: nucleoplasm. Gene Ontology annotation, biological process: regulation of gene expression.